AUGAGAGCCCCUAUGCUCUGGCUCAUCACCUUCUUCACCAUCACUGAGGACAGCGAAGGCUUCUUGGGGAGAAAUAUUAGUCUCAGAUUGAAAAGAGAAUUCAUCAUGAAUAAGAAAAAACAUCCUGGCCCUGCUCGGGAAUACGAGUUAUUGCUUCAGGUGACCUAUAGAGAUUCCAAAGAGAAAAAAGAUUUGAUGAACUUUCUGAAGCUCUUGAAACCUCCAUCAUUAUGCCUACACGGGUCAAUGAAGGUGAUCAGGGCAAAAGCCACCACAUAUUGUGGCAACCAGGAUGGAGUUCUACAAUGUGCCUGUGAAGAUGGCUAUACCUGGUUUCCCAUCUCAUGCCUUGAUCCCCAGAAAUGCUCCUUUCACACAACUGGAUCACACCAGAGCUGCACCUGUCAACUCAACAACCUCACCCAAAGUGUUAACUUCUGUGAGAGAGCAAAGGUGUGGGGCACUUUCAAAAUUAAUGAAAGAUUUACAAAAAACCUUUUGAAUUCAUCCUCUGCUAUAUACUUCAAAUACAAAACUGGAAUUGAAACUAAGCUUAAGGAAGUGUACAACAGAAUUCAAGGUUUUGAAUCAGUUCGUGUCUCCCAGUUUCGGGGUGACAGCAGCAUUAGUGCCGGGUAUGAAGUUGUGGGAUCCACCAGCACCUCUGAGCUGCUGUCAGCCAUUGAACAGGUGGCCGAAGAGGCAAAGGAAGCUCUCCACAAGCUGUUUCCACUAGAAGCUGACUCUUUCCAGGUGUUCAGGAAAGCCCAGUGUAACAGCAUUGUCUUUGGAUUCGGGUCUCAGAAUGACGAGUACACUCUUCCCUGUAGCAGUGGCUAUACAGGAAUCAUCACAGUCACAUGCCAGCCCUCUGGGUGGCAGAUCAUCAAGGAGACCUGUGUGCUCUCUCAACUUGAAGAACUGAAGGAGAAUUUUAGUGUGAUAGCAGGCACUGUCACUGAGGCAGCGAUGUCAUCUUUGGUGCGAAACCUCUCGGUGGUCAUUCAGCAAAGCCCAGCAACCACAGCUGGGGACCUGGCUUCAGUGGUAUCAAUUCUGGGCAAUGUUUCAUCCCUGUCAAUGGCGAGUCUUCUCAACGUGUCCAAUACAACCAUGGAGGACAUCAUUAAUAUAGCUGAUCAUAUCCUUAAUUCAACAUCAGUAACAAAUUGGACAGUAUUACUGCAGGAAGAAAAGUAUGCCAGCUCACAGUUACUCGAGACAUUGGAAAACAUCAGUAUUCUGGUGCACCCAACGGCACUGCCUCUGAAUUUUUCUCGGAAAUUCAUUAACUGGAAAGGGAUUCCCGUGACUGAAAGCCAGUUUAGGGAAGGUUACAGCUAUCAGACUGAAGUAUACAAAAAUACUUCUGCUCCCAUCAGAGGACAUGUGUUAAUUGGGUCAGAUCAAUUCCAGAGAUCCCGUCCAACAAGUAUUAUCAGCAUGGCCUCAUUGACCUUGGGUGACAUUCUACCCAUUACCCAAAUCGGAAAUGUUCAGGUCAACGGGCCUGUGAUAUCCACAAUUAUCCAGAACUUUUCCAUAAAUGAAGUUUUUCUGAGUUUUUCCAAGAUCCAGUCAAAUCUGAGCCAGCCUCACUGUGUGUUUUGGGAUUUCAGUCACUUGAAGUGGAACAGUGCAGGAUGCCACUUCGUGAAUGAAACCCAAGACACAGUGCUGUGCCGAUGUACACACCUGACCUCCUUCUCCAUACUGAUGUCACCCUUUGUCCCCCCUGCAAUUAUCCCUGCUGUGAAAUGGAUCACCUUUAUAGGACUGGGUAUCUCCAUUGGAAGUCUCCUUCUAUGCCUGAUCCUUGAGGCUGUGUUUUGGAAACAGUUCAAGAAAAGCCAAACGUCGUACACGCGUCAUAUUUGCAUGGUGAAUAUAGCCCUCUGCCUCCUGAUCGCAGAUCUCUGGUUUAUUGUUGCUGUCACCGUGGAUAUCACAGCAACCCCCGCUGGAGUCUGCAUCGCUGCUGUGUUCUUCACACAUUUGUUCUACCUCUCCUCGUUCUUCUGGAUGCUUAUGCUGGGCAUCCUGUUGGCAUAUCGGAUUGUUCUGGUGUUCCAUCACCUGGCCAUGCCCUGGAUGAUGGCUGCUGGAUUCUGCCUGGGCUAUGCGUGCCCUCUCCUGAUAGCAGUCAUCACCAUUGCAGUCACACAGCCUAGCAAUGAGUACAGAAGCAAAGAUGCAUGCUGGCUCAACUGGUCGGAGGAGAGCAAACCUCUUCUGGCUUUCGCCGCUCCUGUGCUGACUAUUGUGGCUGUGAAUUUGGCAGUGGUGCUGCUGGUUCUCACAAAACUAUGGAGACCUGCUGUGGGAGAGAAACUGAGUCAAGAUGACAGGGCCACGGUUAUCCGCAUGGGCAAGAGCCUCCUCAUUCUGACCCCUCUGUUGGGGCUCACUUGGGGCUUUGGCAUUGGGACGAUGGUGGACAGCCAGAAUCUGGCCUGGCAUGUUAUUUUUGCAUUACUCAAUGCAUUCCAGGGUUUUUUCAUCUUAUGUUUUGGAAUGCUCUUGGACAAUAAGCUACGACAAUUGCUAUUCAACAAGUUGUCCCCUUUAAGCUCUUUGAAACAAUCAUCAAAGCAAAACUCCUCAGAUUUAUCUGACAACUCCAAAUUUACAAAGCCUUUCAAACCUUUGCAACACAAAGGCGCUUAUGCAUUUUCUCAUACUGGAGAUUCCAUGAAUGAUAUAAUACUGACUCAGUUUUUAUCAAGUGAAUGA
Molecule: messenger RNA, 2733 nt
Organism: Sorex araneus (European shrew)
Lineage: Eukaryota; Metazoa; Chordata; Mammalia; Eulipotyphla; Soricidae
Gene: ADGRF1
Product: adhesion G protein-coupled receptor F1
Exons: 14
Coding region: 1-2733 (910 amino acids)
Biological process (GO): cell surface receptor signaling pathway; synapse assembly; adenylate cyclase-activating G protein-coupled receptor signaling pathway
Cellular component (GO): plasma membrane
Molecular function (GO): G protein-coupled receptor activity
Source: RefSeq, a predicted model, not a curated record